UCUACUAUCUAUGGCAAUCUAUGUGACACUAUGUCUAGAUACUUCGAUUUUCCGGUCGCGCGAGAUUUUUUUUGGUUACCGGAACCGGUAGUAUUCGUGCGGCAGUAUUUAAGCCGAUAACAAUAGAGAUUUCGUUCCAGUCUGGUUUUGUCUUCAAAAUCAGACACAAAAGGAUAAUCAGAGCCCUUUGUUUGUUCAAGGAUCGGAUAUCAGUUAAUUCUUUGGAUUUAUAUCAGUGCUUUUCGAUCGUCUUCAUGGAGUUCCAGCGUGUUGAGCAUAGGGGUAAGUUGACCAUCCAUAUUUUUUUUUAUUAUUCUGAAAAGCAUAUUUUUUAAAGUCAAUCCGUGUACCUUAAUAUCUAAUCUAACUAUUUUUGUUCAUAUUAUCGCAAUAAGUGUUCCACUUUAUUAGUAAAAACGGACCCAGUGCAUCAGGUAUCUUGGCUAGAAAACGAAACUAGCCGCCAUUACUAACCAUUACUAACCGGAAAUGAUAGAUUCAAUGGUUAUCAAUGGCUGCAUAGCUUUUUUGUUAGAUCGAUUUUUUUUUAAUCCAUCAUCAAGAACAGUUUUAUUUAGUCAUCCGUGAUUUUGAAUGCAAUUUUUAAAAUUUUUAGAAUGAUUUUAAACUAGUUCAAUUAUUAUUUUUCGUUUUUAGUUAAAUUUCUUGCAAUGGCUGGUAAUAUAAUUGCGAUAAUUAUAAAAUAAUUUAUAAAUACAAAAUUUUAAGUGAUAGUUACCAUAAUAAUCACUACUAAAUAUAAGUUAUAAACAAAAUAUAACACAAAUCAAUUGAAAUAUCAUUUUAUUUCAAUGAAAAUACUUUUUCAGAUAUUAAUCUAUAGAUCUACUUUAUUCUCUAUAUGAUUUAAUUUAAGAUAAUUGUAGAAAUUUAUUUUAAAGUGAAGGCUUGGCUGGACAUGAAGUUGAGCCUUCAAUUUUACAUAAAAUGUUUUAUCCUUUUAUAAAAAAAUCUUUUAACUGUAUUUUAUUAAAAUUGUACAUGUUUUAUUUUGUUUGAAACAUUUUUUUUUUUUUCACAAUUAAAUAAAACUAACUUUUUUUUGUGACACUUUCCCCAGAUAAUGUGGGCGUGGCAGGCCUUGAUGUGGAUGUUGUCGGUGUUGAUAGGAUUGAGGAUAUGGCAGGUACCUUUAUACCUGGCAGCAUGAAGGACUUCAGGAUAUAUGUAUCGGACACUUAUUGUGUUGAUAUUUCAACUGCGGCUGUUGGAUUUGAACUGAAAUUUGGCCACAUAGAAUUUCUUCUUUACAACAACACUGUUGUGAAUGUGGCUGAUGCUGUAUUCAGUUAUUUUGCAAAAGUUGGCAUUGCAACAACCAAGGCUACUGUUAUCAAUAAGGUUCGAAGGCAUAUGUCCGAGAUGAAGAAUUUUUCCAGGAAGAUUACCCGCAGCUGGCACCUAGUUGCACCUUACCUGGAUAAAAAUUUUUCUAUCGAUGCUGCUGGCAAAAAGAGACCUGUCCAAGACAGCACUGAACGACCUAGUAUGGUGAAGAAGUUGCGACCUGACGGUGAUGUUGAGGCCACUGAAAGGCCAGGUAACACAGAACGACACUGUGCUCGUUGUUGCACACAACUACAGCAUUUUGUAGCUCACAGUGCCAGUUUGUCCGAAAAACUGCUUGUCAGCAGAAAAGCAGUUCGUCUUUUAAGGAAGCGCUUCAACACCAGAAGAGUCAAUCAGGAGCUUGGUAGGAAAUCUACACUGAUAACAUCUUAUCGUCAAGUGAAAGCUACCCUGAAGAGUGAAAAUGAACGCCUGAGUGAAGAGAAUCGUCAGAUGAGUUUGAAACUGAAGAAGGCAGCAGCUGAACUUUCUAAGUGGAAAAGAAUUGCUAAGAGAAGAUCAGAGCAGAGAAACCUUUUGAAGGACAGAAUUCAGGCGUUAAAGUUAUCUUUGGAGGAAGGCAAGGUGCGGAUAGAUGAACUUGGGGAGAUGCUGACUGAUAGCUAUUCCAGCCAUUCUACUCAGAGCAUCCGCCUGGCAGGAAAGUAUGAUGCCCCAUUUCGUAAGUGUCUCUAUGCUUGUUUGGAGAGUCAAGUGCCAGUAGAAAAAGCAGGGCUUCUUGUCAGGUACAUUUUAAAUGAACUGACACACAUUUCAAUUGUGAAGAUUCCUGCUCCAUCUACUACUGCACAGAUGGCUUAUGAGAUGGGCAUCAUAUCCGAUUUGCAGUUGGCGGAGGCUUUGUAUACAGCACCAUCGCUGAUAGCAACAUUGGCUUGGGAUGCCACAACUAUUGAUGGCUCGCAUUUUAAUGAAGUAAAUUUAUCAUUUGGUGGGAAAACAUUUACACUAGAGAUAGGUAAACUUGGGGGUGGGUCUACACUAGAUUACUUUGAGCACAUUGUAGGCAUUAUUAGAAAUUUAGGGACAACAUACUCCACAUAUUCAGGCAUACAACAACAUCUAAUACUGUACAAAUUUAGGGAAAUGCUUCAGACAACACUUACAGAUAGGGCCCCCGUCAAUAGUUGUGUUAGCCAGCAACUCAGUCAGCUCUUUGCUAAAGAUUUGUUAGUCUUGCACUGUAACCUUCACCCACUUGAUGGCUUGGCGAGUGAAGCAAAGAAAGUGCUCAGAAGGUUCGAUGCAAAGUAUUCAGUGAAUAGCAACACUUUCGGCAAGGAAGGGAAAGCUGCUAACUUGAUUCAAGCAGUUUCAAAACUGAGACACAAGGCAUCAACGGGUGAUCCAUCUAGCUUCAAGGCUUUUCUAAGACUCUCAGAUCUGAAAGUUGGAGUGAUUGUCAGAUAUGUGGGGAACAGACUUCACAUCCUGUUCCACUCUGCUGGUGUUAUCAUUCGGCUAAAGAAUCUGUUGCUGCGGUACUUGCAAAGAUACUGCAAUGAGACCAGUUUUCGGCUGUCGUUGAUUCAAGACUUGCAGCAACCAAACAUUCUUGUUCAGCUGAGAGUCUUAGGGCUUUUUGGCAAGAUGUUGACUGGACCGUGGAUGACACUGAUCUACAAAAAUGAGAGAAAGAUGAAACAUCUGGAAAUGAUCCCUCAUGUGAAGGUCUGCAUUGACAAACUAAACUAUUGUGGAUUCUCCAGAGAAUCUCCUCUCAAUGCCAACUGAUUGCUUUGGUCAGACUCUGGAUACUGAAGAUUUCGUUUUGAGAGCCCUGAGAAAUGUGACUGUUGAUGAAGUAUUUAUCGAGAUCACAAAAGAACUUGCUGAAGGUUUUUGUAAGGUGCUACAGAGACAGCUAUCUAGCUAUCUGGAUGGCUCCCUUUCAAAUCCUGAUGUAGAGACUGUGAUAAGGACAUCUGAAGCUCCUCUUCACAACAUGCACAGUGAAAGGGCUCUUGGAAUGUUUGAUUUCCAGUAUCACAGGGCUCACAAUGCAACAGUUGGUUUUAGAGAUGGCAAAGUCAAGUUUGUCAUCAACAAGACGAUGUCCUGGUUGGAGACUAAGUCAGUUGAGGAACAGCAGAGAAUUGUUUCCUUUGCGCGUCGAUUUGCUGCCAAGAGACGAGAAGAACUGACAGCUCGGGAGAAACAGAUCUCAGUUGCUUUGAGAGAGAGGCUGAUGAUGAUGGCACAGCAAAGGGAUAAGAAACAACGUUCUCAGCUAGAGAAGGCUAUCAGAAAUGGCACAGAAGACCUCAGCAAGAUCCCCCCAGAGAGGAAGGCCUACUGUGAUCUGAUUCUGGCAAAGUCUCCAACCCUGAUUGGCAAGACCCUUCAUCAUGUAUGGACAAAUAACCAGGUGGAUACAGUUUUCAAAGGAGAAGUGACAAACUUUCAGGGAAGUAACAUUUUUAUUUUAUACACUUCAGAAACUGAAGCUACUGAGUUAUCUGUCUAUGAGCUUGUUGCAGAUAUUAUUCUAGGAGAUGCCAGUUUUGUGACUGAUUAGAUAAUAAUGUAUAUAUAUGCUAAUGUAGACUCAUGAUUAACUUUUUUUUAUGUGACAGAGCUGUGCUGUACAGUACAUUUGGCAUUGGUCCGAUGAGAGCAAGAAUUCUUACUCUGCAAGCCUAUGGAUAAUCAAAUGCCUAAUCGGGGAAGUAACUUUAUUUUUUCAAUUUAAUCAUUUUUUUAAAAUGUAUAUAUAUAAUUAAGUUUACUUCAUACUAGAAAUGCCUUAUCCACUCAUGUACACAUCUAUUAACCGUCAUUGUUCAGUACCUAACAGAACUUAUGUUAAAAUAGAAAUGAAAUUGAGCCUCAGUGGGCAAAGUAUGAAACAAUUUCAUAUUUUCCAGAUUUUAUAUUUACCAUACUGGUACGCAAAGAUGAAGUGGGUCAUUUCUUGUUACUUUUGUCCCUGAUCUGUUGAGGGGACAUACCAGUACUUGUGUUCACUUAAUCUUUUUAUAGAUUACAAUCCAUAGAAAAGAAUAAUUAGACCAAAAUGUUAGCCUUUUCCGAUUUUCAUUAAUCAGAUAUUUAUAACUAUUGAUAAGUUUUGUCUAGUUGUGGAUUUUUUUUGGGGUGAUAUUUACAUUAAGUUGAAGUUAAUUGUGUCAAUUACUUUUGUCCCUAAUCUGCAAUGUAGUGAGGGGACUGGUAGGUCAUAUUUGCUUCAUCUUUUAAAAUUAUAAACAGUCCUUCAAUUGAUAAUUUCCAACAACAAACAAAUUCAUUAUGUGCUUACCCAUCAAAUCUACUUUAUAAAGUGGAAUGUGAGGUGUAUGUAUGUAUGUAUGUAUGUAUGUAUGUAUGUAUGUGACGAAUAGAAAACAAAACCGCUUGACCAAUUUUAAGGAAACAUGUUGCAUAUCUGGGAUGUUAUUUAUUUAAUAUUUAUUUAAUGUGAAAAAUAUU
Biomphalaria glabrata is the source of this 4800-nucleotide messenger RNA. RefSeq lists its product as uncharacterized. The transcript has 4 exons. NCBI's taxonomy places the organism in Eukaryota, Metazoa, Mollusca, Gastropoda, Planorbidae. Bases 1141 to 3105 code for a protein of 654 amino acids. The record is from RefSeq and is a predicted model, not a curated record.